AACAAUUCUAUUCACCUGAAAACUAAUAACAAUGGCUUCUAGUUUCUUCACUAAAACUCCUUCACUCUCUGCGAUUUUCUCGAUUUACACAUCUCUCUCCGCCUUCACGAUCCUCUUCCGAACCCUUCUCCAUCAGAUCAUUCCCGUCCAAAUCCGUGACUUUAUCAUCUCCAAGUUCACAGACUACUUCUCAGCUUAUUUCAACUCCAAUUUCACAUUCAUCAUCGAGGAACAGUGUGAUUACGUAACGAAUCAGACUUUCCGUGCAGCUCAAGUUUACUUGCCAACUCUUCUCUCAAGAAUCUCCACUGGAAGUCUCCUCGUCAGUUCAAGCAACCUCAAGAAUCCGAUGGCUAAACCUAAAUUCGGGAUCCCGGUUAAAGCCAAACUCAUCGAUGAAUUCGAAGGGAUUCAUCUUGAAUGGACUCUUUUCUCUGCAAAAGACGAUACUUCUUACAUGAGUAGACAAAAACGGUACUUUCAUUUGACGUGUAGGAAGGAGUUCAGAGACAAGAUAAUGUCAGAUUACUUCGCAUACAUUGCGAAAUCGUCGGUGAAGAUAUUAACACAACGAGACAAUCUCAAUAUCUACAAUUACAAUCCAGAAUAUAAAAGAUGGGAAUCAGCAAUCUUCCAACAUCACACGACAUUUGAAACCUUAGCAAUGGAACCUGAGCUCAAGAACACAUUGAUCCGUGACCUAGACGCUUUCUCCAAUGGAAAAGACUUCUUCAAAACCGUAGGGCGAGCUUGGAAACGUGGUUAUCUUCUUUACGGUCCGCCUGGAACCGGAAAAUCAUCACUUGUUGCCGCAAUUGCUAAUCACAUGAAUUAUAGUAUCUAUGAUCUUCAACUUCAGAGUGUUAAAGAUGAUGCAAUGCUUAGACAGAUUCUUACUUUGACUGAAAACCGCUCGAUUCUUCUCAUUGAAGAUCUUGAUUGCAGUAGUGGAGCAGAUGCUAGAAAGGAGGACAAAGAAGAUGACGAGAAUCAGACUAAGAAGAAUAAUCCUAAGGUAACUUUGUCUGGUCUACUAAACUUUGUAGACGGAUUAUGGUCAAGCUGUGUAGAGGAACGGAUCAUAAUAUUCACAACGAACCAUAAGGAGAAACUCGAUCCGGCAUUGCUGAGACCAGGAAGAAUGGAUGUUCACAUACUCAUGGAUUAUUGCACGCCUUUUGUUUUUAAGAAACUCGCUGCAUUGUAUCUUGGAAUCGAAGAGCAUGACAUGUUUGAGCCUAUUGAGAAGAUGUUACUUGCGGUGAAAGCAACUCCAGCUGAGAUUACAGAGCAACUUAUGGUGAGCAAGAAUCCGGAUGUUACGCUUAAGGGUCUUAUUGAGUUUCUUGAAAGCAAGAAGAUUGGCUAAGGAAAUCAAGAAGCAGAAGCAUGAAGCUCCAAAGAGAGUUUAAUUAUCACCAAGUAGUAACUAACUACUUUAGUAGCUCUUUGUCUCAGUUUCAUAUUUAGGAUUUAUCUUUUAGUAAUUUUGUCCACAAGCUUUGUUUCAGAAACUCUUGAAGUUCCUAUCUUAACCUAAAUAAA
Molecule: messenger RNA, 1545 nt
Organism: Arabidopsis lyrata subsp. lyrata
Lineage: Eukaryota; Viridiplantae; Streptophyta; Magnoliopsida; Brassicales; Brassicaceae
Product: AAA-ATPase At1g43910-like
Exons: 3
Coding region: 32-1369 (445 amino acids)
Molecular function (GO): ATP binding; ATP hydrolysis activity
Source: RefSeq, a predicted model, not a curated record